ACAGGAAGUUGUAAGCAUUGUGGGACGUGUAGUUCCGCUUCGAGGCCGAUCGGCUUGAUAACAACGCGAGGAAGAACGAAACAAAAAUAAAUUAGACAAAACUUCAAUAGAAUAACAAGUUUAUCAGAUUUUCGUUGGAAUAAACAUGCCUGGAUUCACCUGCUGUGUCCCUGGCUGCUACAACAACUCUCAUCGGGACAGAGAGCUGCGGUUCUACACAUUUCCAAAGGAUACCACGCAAAGGGAGAUUUGGCUCAAGAACAUCUCCCGGGCCGGGGUGAGCGGCUGUUUUAGUACCUUCCAACCCACUACGGGACACCGCGUCUGUAGCGUACACUUUCCCGGUGGCAGAAAGACCUAUACCGUUCGAGUACCGACGCUCUUCCCGCUGAGAGGAGUGAAUGAACGCAAGAAUCGAAGGGGCAGGAACAGGAAAGCGUCUGCGGCGGCUCCUGUUCCAGCCCCCAGUCCAGGCAACAUUGUCAUCACCAACGUUGUUUCGACAGCCCCAGAUGCCGCUGAGACCGCUCAGAGCGAUGCAGUCACCGACAUAGCUGCUACUGAUGGCCCUAUCCUGGUGCAGAUCGGUCCGGACGGCGAAUACCUCGGACCAAUAAAUCCAGCCGCGCAGGGUGACGGGUCCUGUUUUACUGCAGUCGUCUCCAGCUCCACUGACCUGGCCAGGGGCGACGACCCCCCUGCAGACUCCGCGGCCACUGCCCAGCAGCAGACUGUGCAGUACUGCAGCGUUGUCAGCAACCCGCUGGACCACGCGUACUCGCUGACCACCGGGACCACCUCGGCCGAACUGCUUCGGAAGCUGAAUGAGCAGCGGGACAUCAUCGCACUCAUGGAAGUGAAAAUGAAGGAGAUGAAGGCAACCAUCCGCCAGCUGCGCGUGACCGAGGCCAAGCUUCAGGAGGAGGUGCGCGAGCGGGACCGUUUGCUGUCGGCAGGAGCAGCGGUAAAGAAAAUGUGACCAUCAUUCCCACCCAAAUGAUGGAUAACUAAAGACCGUCGCGACCUAAGACUCUAACGUGAGAUGAAGGGGUCCGUGGAGAACAGAGCAAACCCUCUUUUUUACGAAAGCGAUGAGAAUUUAUUUUCAAUAGAGGGAUAGCAACUUGUUGGUCUACUAAUGCUAUUUUUGGCUAGCUAGUUGAUAGUAAUAAUCCCAUAGUUGCCUAUAAAACAUUGCCCAGUUUAGUCCACCCAUGUGUUUGCUAAGUGCAAGCAGCCUUUUAGGAGAGUGUAAAAUCAUUGACGAGUUCUUGUGGAUCGCCUGGCUGCAACUCUGUAGCCUACUUUCGACAGAACAUUUAAAGGGAGAUGGGGGAAUUAUUAGGCCAUUGUUUUGUUGUUAAGCUGUUUGUGUUUGUAUGUCAGUGUCUGCAGUUGAAUUCUCCUUGCAGUAUAUUAAACACCAGCUUUUCAGCUCAGAGGCCAUCCUCCAAAACAAGGUUGCUUUGUGACUCUAACUGUGGGAAGAUGUGUUGUGCAUCAUGAAAGUGUGUGUGUUUAUCAGGUGCCUAUUUCCACCAGAGACCUGGCUUGAUCCAUGGCUCCAUCUGGUUGUAAGACUUUAACACCACCUAGAGGUUCACUGUGACUGGUGUCUCAACCUUCUCCUCCCAAAUGGUUUGCUACAGUAUCUGCAGUUGGCACUCACGUAUGGAUAUUAUGUUAACCUCUGACUGUUGAACUUUGACCUGACAGCAAUGACUGUUCUGAAACUUAAACCAUAUCCAUUUGAAGUAAAUUUCAUUUUAAAAUAAUA
Messenger RNA from Oncorhynchus keta (chum salmon), 1777 nucleotides. Its product is annotated as THAP domain-containing protein 11-like. Gene Ontology annotation, cellular component: nucleoplasm. The record is from RefSeq and is a predicted model, not a curated record. The coding region runs from base 146 to 979 and encodes 277 amino acids. Gene Ontology annotation, biological process: regulation of transcription by RNA polymerase II. The transcript has a single exon. Lineage: Eukaryota; Metazoa; Chordata; Actinopteri; Salmoniformes; Salmonidae. Gene Ontology annotation, molecular function: RNA polymerase II cis-regulatory region sequence-specific DNA binding.